AUGGGUAAUGUCUACACAAAAAAGAUAUUUGAAGAAUUUCAAAAUGAGUACUUUCGAUCAAUUGAAUCGGACAUAGAAACAAUUGAAUAUGGCGAGGCUAGUACCAUUUACACAGUUGUUGAUGUUGGUAACAAACAUGCACGGAAAGUGAAGAUGGAGAGGGAUGGGUCAUUGGGUUGUAAUUGUACAAAGUUUGAAAGGGAAGGAAUCUUGUGCUGUCACUCAUUGAAGGUUAUUAGAGACAUAUUGAAGAUGAAAGAGGUUCCUCCACAAUACAUUCUAAAGAGGUGGACCAAACAAGCAAGAGCCAAAACUGUGAAGGACAUUACGGGGAAUGACAUUCAAGUAGAUGUGAAAUUCCAACAAGCCUCGUGGUAUAAGACAUUGAUGACCGCAUUUAGAGCACUAUUAAGUAGAGCUGCCGAAACCGAAAAAACUUAUGAUUUUUGUAUUUUACACCUUGCUACAUUAGGUGCAAAUGUUGAAGGCAAGUUAAGUGCUCAUUUUGGUGUUGGAAAUGAAGUAGGUAAUGAUGAUGACAACCAAAGCUUUGAAGUGGAUUGCGAAGAUGUGAAUCAUGUUGUGCAACCAAAAGGAUUGAAGAAAAAGGUGGCAACUAGUAAGGGCCAAAGGAGGGUCAAAGGUGGAUUCGAAGCGGCGUUGGUAGCGAACUCCAAAAAAAAAUCCCGUGCUAACAGCUUGGCUUCGUCACAAUCUAUUGCAAGUCCAACAGUUGCACAUUCUCCAUUAUCUGUUGGAGGAGAUAUCUAUGUUCGUCAACAUGUUCCUCCUCUUCAACCUCUUCCUCCCCUUCAUCCUCUUCCUCCAUCUUUGCCCAUGGGUGGUAAUUCUAUUCCUCCGCCAUUGAUGUAUCCCACAUAUCAUGCUAUGGACAAGCAGAAACAGAGGCAAACUGAUGCUGAAAUUGGGCUGAACAGUGAAGUCAUAGCCUCUAAAAUUGAUGGUUAUUCUGUCGCUGCUAGAAAGUGA
Messenger RNA from Camellia sinensis, 990 nucleotides. The record is from RefSeq and is a predicted model, not a curated record. Lineage: Eukaryota; Viridiplantae; Streptophyta; Magnoliopsida; Ericales; Theaceae.